Chaetura pelagica (chimney swift) is the source of this 1082-nucleotide messenger RNA. RefSeq names its product tyrosine 3-monooxygenase/tryptophan 5-monooxygenase activation protein, gamma (gene YWHAG). NCBI's taxonomy places the organism in Eukaryota, Metazoa, Chordata, Aves, Apodiformes, Apodidae. The coding region runs from base 1 to 672 and encodes 223 amino acids. Gene Ontology annotation, cellular component: cytoplasm. The transcript is spliced from 2 exons. Gene Ontology annotation, molecular function: protein kinase C binding. The record is from RefSeq and is a predicted model, not a curated record. Gene Ontology annotation, biological process: signal transduction.
AUGAACAUUGAUCAGGUGACAGAGCUGAACGAGCCUCUGUCUAACGAAGAGAGGAACCUGCUGUCUGUUGCCUACAAGAACGUGGUGGGGGCGCGGCGCUCCUCCUGGCGGGUGAUCAGCAGCAUUGAGCAGAAGACCUCUGCGGAUGGGAACGAGAAGAAGAUAGAGAUGGUCCGUGCCUACCGCGAGAAGAUCGAGAAGGAGCUGGAGGCCGUGUGCCAGGAUGUGCUGAGCCUGCUGGACAACUACCUGAUCAAGAACUGCAGCGAGACGCAGUACGAGAGCAAAGUCUUCUACCUGAAGAUGAAAGGGGACUAUUACCGCUACCUGGCCGAGGUGGCCACCGGUGAGAAGAGAGCGACCGUGGUGGAGUCUUCAGAGAAAGCCUAUAGUGAAGCCCACGAGAUCAGCAAGGAGCACAUGCAGCCCACCCACCCCAUCCGGCUGGGGCUGGCGCUUAACUACUCGGUUUUCUACUACGAGAUCCAGAACGCCCCGGAGCAGGCCUGUCACCUGGCCAAGACCGCCUUCGACGACGCCAUCGCCGAGCUGGACACCCUCAACGAGGACUCCUACAAGGACUCAACCCUCAUCAUGCAGCUCCUCCGUGACAACCUAACGCUCUGGACGAGCGAUCAGCAAGACGACGACGGCGGAGAAGGCAACAACUAAGCCCCCCCUCGAUGGACUGGCAGCCGCACGCUGAUGCUAACUACUGCAGUCUUUAUUUUUUGCCCACCAGUUGGGGGAGGGGGGGGUUGUCAGGGGUGGGGGAGGGGUCACCUUCCCAGGGGAGGAGGCCCCCCACAACCUGUCUUUGAUUGCCUCGUUGACAUUUUUGCCAAAACACCACUAGUGGAGAAAGUCAGGCUGGCUGUGCUGGUUAUGGAAUAGCAGCCUCACUGGCAUAUGGACUGUUCUGUAGAUUAUUCAUACAAGUGGAGCUGUCUUUAAUUUAACUUUAUUGCUAGAAAGGAAACAAAAAAAUAAAAGGGGUUGAAGAUGAUUAUUUUAUUUUAUUUUUUGCCUGGAUGGAAUGGCCCUCGUUUUUCAGGAAAGGAACACAAAAAAAAAUAGAAAAA